AUGGCGCCGACGAAUACGAAGCGGACUCGGCUCCGGCGACUUGCAUUCGUUCUUUCCGAAGUAUACGACGAACCGAAUUUGUCUCACACCUUCUGCUCCGACCAGCGUGACAUGGGCAUCCAACGAUUCGGGACUCGUCUGAGUGCGCAUGCCCAGCGGAAAACACUCUGCAAGCCUUCGGACGAAAGCAUACCACGAUCCACCGCGAUCAUCGAUGGACCUGGCCUUGUACACUCCAUCUACUACCGUCUAUGUGAUCAAACGGACAGAUCGAAGAACAUUACAUAUGGAGCCUGUGCGGCUGAGACUGUUAGAUGGCUGGAGCAAUUGAGAGAGUUUGGACUUGACAUAGAAGCAAUCCUCUUCGAUGGCGCCCUCCCAGCCUCGAAGAAAGAUGUUCGCAUCGAACGACUUCAAGCCUACGUCACGAAACUACAAGCCUUCAAACAACUCUCCACCACGAAUCUCUCAUCCAUAUCGAGUGAGCUGCGGAAAAGUCUUCCUCCGCCACCAUUUCUCGUCUUCGCAGUAGUCGAAGAACUCCUGCGCCACGGGCAGUAUGCUAAAGUGACCCAUGUCGUUCCAGGAGAAGCGGACCCUUACUGUGUUGCGGCUGCGAGGAAGUUGGCCGCUAAGGAUGCGGAGAGGAUCAUCACCAUUUUCUCAGACGAUGCGGACUUGCUCGUCUACAACCCGGGACAAAACACGAGGGUAAUUACGCUGCGAGAUCAGUCCGAGUCUGGUACGGGACAUGAUACGAGCUGGUCUGCGACAGAACAAUGGCCCGGUCGAAUUGCCGCAUCCGCAAAACAUCCACUGGAGGAUCUGGUUCGUCCGGCAUUCUUCAUGUCGCAGGAUCUGCACUGCACACUCGAGCAAGCUUUACUCAAAUCUGUUGCUCCACCAACAGAUCCCGACUUCACUGCUUUCGCAGAGACAUUCUCUAUCGCCGCUGAAAUAUCUCAAUGGUCGCUCACCAAGUCCUCUUCAGCUCUCAGAUCCUCUCUCACGGCACUUGACUCACGCAUGUCCGAACUGGUCCUCCAACUUCAGACAGUCGCAACCAAAGACGCACACUCGACUACAUCUUCCAUACCGCCGAGCGGACUGAGAGUCUACCUGCCUUUCCUGCACGACGAUCCGUCGCGCUCGCCGGCUUGGAAUGUGGGUACUCACCUCCGCACGCUCUCUUACUCGGUCCUGCUCCAUCACUUCGGCAUCGAACAGUCUGUGCAGGAGUAUCGUCGGAGCGGGAGUCGCAUCGUAUCGACGCUGUUGGAUCCAUAUCCUGUCGAUGAACUGGAGACCCAGAUUUCCGAGCUGAAGUCGCAGAUUGAGGAUACCACAAUGUGGGCAAAAGCCAAGAGUGUGGAUCAUCGCGAAGCAUGGAGGUACUUUACGAUGCAGCAUGUGUUGCGAUACUUUCAGUCUGAAGGAAUGGCGCUUCCGGGCACGGAGGAGAUCAUCGGAGUUUUGACGAAACGAAGGCCGAAGAAGUGGACGACUGUGCAGCUGGCUGCGCAAUGGCAGGCGGCAUUCUACGGACUGCGUAUGAUAUCACAGAGUCUGGGCGUCGUGGAGAGGGGUAACGAACAGGUUCUGGACACGCUGGAUGGGACGACAACGGCUGCGCUGGAGAUGCAGAAGGCGUUUGAGAGUCUACCUGGUAUCGUGGAAUUCUUUGCUGACAUUGAAGAGGGGCAGAGGAGAGACCAAGAAGACAUGUGGAGGGGUUUUGUGGAAGAGCUGUUGGCGACGAUGCGGAAGGAGGAUGAGGACGCACAGAGCCAAGAGAACAAUGCAGAAGACCGACCGAGGAAGAAAGCGAAGAAGAGCAAGAAGACGAAAGUGCUAGAUCCUGGACUGGCGCAGAAUCCAUUUGCAUUACUAUCCGAUUGA
Zymoseptoria tritici IPO323 is the source of this 1899-nucleotide messenger RNA. RefSeq lists its product as uncharacterized. Bases 1 to 1899 code for a protein of 632 amino acids. The record is from RefSeq and is a predicted model, not a curated record. Lineage: Eukaryota; Fungi; Ascomycota; Dothideomycetes; Mycosphaerellales; Mycosphaerellaceae. The transcript has 3 exons.